UGUGCUCACUGCUACCUGCUAGUAAUGUCUUUGAGACAAGGACAUAUGGACAAGGACACCACUUUUUCUGAAAACACAGCAGCCUACUGUGAGCUAUCAUAGAUUUCAUAGAGAAAAACGAAUUAUCUGCUGUUCAUUGCAUUCCAAUAACAGAAACCACAAGGGACUACAAGUUGUGGAAUAGGACAAUCUUCCAGUGAGUACAGUCACCUAUACCUCACAAUCAGAAGGCUACAAUGGCAGUCUCUCCAGUGAUUGGAUCCUUUGUCGCUGCGGACUAUGCUGUCUUUGUUCUGAUGCUGCUGGUGUCUGCAGCCAUCGGGGUGUACUAUGCCAUCGCCGGAAGGGGCCAGAGCAGCUCCAGAGAGUUUCUGAUGGGGGGCCAGAGUAUGACAGCCGUACCUGUGGCUCUGUCCCUGACUGCCAGCUUCAUGUCGGCUAUCACAGUGCUGGCCACCCCAGCCGAGGUGUACCGAUACGGGGCAAGCUACGGCCUCUUCAGCCUCUCCUAUGUGCUGGUGGUGGUGGUCAGCUCAGAGGUCUUCCUCCCUGUCUUCUACAGGCUGGGCAUCACAAGUACCUAUGAGUAUCUGGAGAUACGGUUCAACAGAGCCACCCGUCUGUUAGGGACAGUGAUGUUCAUUGUUCAGACUAUACUCUACACGGGAAUAGUCAUUUAUGCUCCAGCUCUGGCAUUAAACCAAGUGACUGGGAUGGAUCUUUGGGGUGCUGUCAUUUCAACAGGAGCGGUUUGCACGUUUUACUGCGCUAUGGGCGGUCUGAAGGCGGUGGUGUGGACGGAUGUGUUCCAGGUGGGCAUCAUGGUGGCAGGCUUCCUGUCUGUCAUCAUCAGAGCCGUGGUCCUGCAGGGAGGAGUCUCCAACAUCCUCAACCACGCAGAGUUCGGAGGACGACUCAACUUCUGGGACUUUGAUGCUAGUCCACUGAGGAGGCACACCUUCUGGACAAUCACAAUUGGAGGCACAUUUGUCUGGACCAGUAUCUAUGGGAUCAACCAAGCCCAGGUGCAGAGAUACAUCUCUUGCAAAUCCAUGACUCAGGCCAAAAUGUCUCUCUACAUUAACUUAUUAGGACUGUGGAUCAUCAUGCUGUGUUCUGUGUUUGCGGGGCUGUGUCUGUACUCCGUCUACAAGCACUGUGACCCCUGGACAYCAGGCAUGGUGUCUGCUCCAGAUCAGCUGAUGCCAUAUAUGGUGAUGGACAUCCUGAGAGACUACCCUGGACUGCCAGGAUUGUUUGUGGCUGCAGCCUACAGUGGGACCCUAAGCACGGUAUCGUCCAGUGUCAAUGCUCUGGCUGCCGUGACUAUUGAAGACCUGAUCAAGCCGUACACACACAUGUCAGAGAAACACCUGUCCUGGACCUCUAAAGGCCUCAGCUUUCUGUAUGGGGCUCUCUGUAUUGGAAUGGCUGGCAUAGCCUCACUCAUGGGAAGUCUGCUGCAGGCAGCUAUCAGUAUCUUUGGGAUCAUCGGAGGGCCUUUACUGGGUCUCUUCUCGCUGGGGAUCCUCUGUCCAUACGCCAAUGCCACAGGGGGCUUGGCUGGUCUGCUCUCUGGGCUGGUUAUGUCUCUGUGGGUGGGGAUAGGGGCCCAGUUUUACCCUCCUCUACCAGAGCAGAGCAGGCCUCUGGGUCUGACCACACAUGGCUGUAACUUCACAACCGCAGCCGAUGCGUUCAACUGGACCGCAUCCCCAACAGAACCAAGCCUAUACACUACAGUACUACAGCAAAAUACAGCAGAGAGACCCUUCCUGGCUGAUAACUGGUACUCCCUGUCCUAUCUCUACUUCAGUCCUAUUGGGACACUUACAACACUGGCUGUUGGACUGGUGGUCAGUCUACUUUCAGGGGGUAUGAAGUUGAAUUUGGAACCAAGGGUGACUUUGAUGAAAGAAGAUACAAUGUUAUUUUGCUUUUACAAGCUCUUUAAAGAAAGGGCCAUGAGAAGAGCAGGAGAGCUGGACCUCACAAAAACCAGAGAGAACAAAUUGGGAAACAAUAACCCCGGCUUCUGCAAUGUCCACGAGUUGGAUUUCAGAAAGAGCAGUCUUCCUACAUAACAUACUGAUAAAACCAUGACUUAACAGUUGCUCUUUCUUCUCAUACUUCUCCCUCCCCCGUGCCGCUGUUUUUCACGUGACUCAUGAAUGUCCUUACAGAUUGUAUCAAUAUCUCAUCUAUAUCCUCAUAUUUCUAUAUACAGUGUCCUCAGAAAGUAUUAUCCCACAUUUUGUUGUGUUACAGCCUGAAUUUAAAAAACUAUUCUCACCCAUCUACA
This is a messenger RNA of Salvelinus sp. IW2-2015, 2302 nucleotides long. RefSeq names its product solute carrier family 5 member 8 (gene slc5a8). NCBI's taxonomy places the organism in Eukaryota, Metazoa, Chordata, Actinopteri, Salmoniformes, Salmonidae. The record is from RefSeq and is a predicted model, not a curated record. Gene Ontology annotation, molecular function: organic acid:sodium symporter activity. Gene Ontology annotation, biological process: propanoate transmembrane transport; sodium ion transport. Gene Ontology annotation, cellular component: extracellular exosome; membrane.